Molecule: messenger RNA, 795 nt
Organism: Trichogramma pretiosum
Lineage: Eukaryota; Metazoa; Arthropoda; Insecta; Hymenoptera; Trichogrammatidae
Product: zinc finger protein 271-like
Exons: 4
Coding region: 1-795 (264 amino acids)
Source: RefSeq, a predicted model, not a curated record
AUGUCGGUAAAAUGCAUUCUUAUUUGUUCAACGAGCGCAAACUUGUAUUACAUAGUUGACCCGAACAACGCCAAGCCUUACCAAUGUAUGAGCUGCGACAAGCGCUUCAGUCAGAAGACCACCAUCACCGACCAUUUGAGAUAUUUUUGUGGCAAGGGCCCGCAGUUCAAGUGCAAGUACUGCGAGCACAAGUCCAUCAAUUCGUCCAAUAUAUUGCGACACUGUCGCGUCUGGCACAAACGCGAUAAGCCGGCCUACGUCAGGCUAUUCGAGAAAAUGCAUCCUCUAGCGCCCGAACAUCCGGGCUACAUACUGCUGUCGACCUCCUACAAGCGCUUCCAGUGCCUCAAGUGCAAUCGGCGCUUCAGCCAAAAAUCGACCAUGAUCGACCAUUUGCGCUACUUCUGCGGCAAAGGCCGCCAGUACAAGUGCCCGUACUGCGAGACCCUCGGCCACAGCUCGUCCAAUAUUUAUCAGCACGUGCGACGCCAUCAUCAAGGUAGCCGGGCCUACGCCGCUCGACCAACGAGGCAACCCAGACUGGCCCAGGGAAACAAGCGACACCCCUGUCCGCGCUGCUCGCGCACCUACAAGCACCGCAGCCACAUGCUGCGUCACUACAAGUACGAGUGCGAGUCCAGUCACAGAUUUCAGUGUCCGUACUGUCAGCUGCCCCUGAGGCAGCGUACCCAGGCCUGGCGACACAUCAAGCACCUGCAUCCAAAUCAGCAGAUGUACUGCAUCGACGUGGCCACAAACACCACCCUCGUGCGCUCCGGCUGGUCGAAUAACUAA